Naegleria gruberi is the source of this 1443-nucleotide messenger RNA. RefSeq lists its product as uncharacterized. The transcript is spliced from 3 exons. Bases 1 to 1443 code for a protein of 480 amino acids. NCBI's taxonomy places the organism in Eukaryota, Heterolobosea, Eutetramitea, Acrasida, Naegleriidae. The record is from RefSeq and is a predicted model, not a curated record.
AUGUUCGAUUUGUACCUAAAGCAACCUUCCCCAAGCAUGUCCUAUUCCAUCUCAGCUACAACUACCUAUUCCGAUUGCACUUUCUACACAAUCACCAUGCGAGGUGUCAACUGGUUAACAGAUGCAGAAAUUGGCUCAGCCUCUUCUUGGUCACACUAUCUACUAAUUUCCAUUCCUAAAACUCUAGAUCGGUCCAUCAAGGAAGGUUUCUUACUAAUCGAAGCAGGAAAAACUGGAAUGGAAAUGCCAACAGGAAAUGCAAUUCUUCAAGCAAUUUCCACAAAUUCGCAAACAGUUUCUUCCAUGUUAUUAUCCGUUCCAAAUCAGCCAAUUGUUUUCGCAUCAGAUAGUUCCAAAACUAGUAGAUCUGAAGAUCAAAUCAUGUCCUUCUCGUGGAUGAAAUUUAUGGAGCGAAUGAAUAAUAACAUGGCCAUGAAUAGAACAGUUUACAAUGUUGAAGAUUAUGAGUGGUUAUCUCAUUUUGCAAUGGCCAAGACAUCAGUUAGAGCGAUGGAUGUGAUUCAGGAUUUUGUGAGUAAGCAAAUUGGAUUUUCUAUUGAAAAAUUUACAAUUGCUGGAACGAGUAAACGUGGUUGGGCUACUUGGUUGGUUGGAGCUAGUAGGGAUUCAAGAAUUAAGAGUUUAAUUCCAAUUGUUAUUCAAAUAAUGAAUUUGAAAGAAUGUUUCCUACAUAUUAACAAAUCAAUUUGUGCUUGGCCAGAAGCUUUGCAAGAUUACAAAAAUUUAGGAGUUUUAAAUCAAUUGAAUACUACUGCAUUUGAUUUAUUGGCACAAGCUGUCGAUCCAUUCAAUUAUAGAGAUAGGUAUACAAAUAUACCAACCUAUAUGAUCAAUGCCAUGGGAGAUGAAUUUAUGUGGCCAGAUUUGAGUUUGUUCAGUUAUCAACAAAUUCCAGGAUUGUCCACAAAAUAUAUUCGUUAUGUGCCUAAUACUGGACACUCUUUAGCUGGAUCUGAUGUUCCCCAAUCAGUCCUUGCUUAUUACUAUGCAACCACGAGAAAUUCACUUCUUCCACAAUAUACUUUCUACAAUGAAACUAUUUCGAAUGGACUCAGAAUUUGGGUUAAGGUUACAAAUGGAAUUAAACCAAGUAAGGUAUUGUUAUGGUACGGAACAAAUACUUAUUCGAGAGAUUUCAGAUACAGUCAUGUUGGAUCCAUCUUUAAUUCCAAGACUUUGACUGAGGUUGACUCAUUGACAUGGAGUGUUGAUGUGGAAAAUCCAAAGAUUGGUUAUACUGCAUUCACUAUUGAAAUGACAUUCACUGGUUAUGGACCAUCUGAAUUGAAAUAUUCCACCAGUGCCUAUGUUCUUCCUUUGGAUAGAUUCAUUUGUGCUGGAGCAAACACUGUUUCAUUCUCGUUCAUUUCAUUGGUAUUUAUUUCUUUGAUUUAUUUGGUAUUUAGUGUAAUUUCACAUUAG